UGUGUGUGUGAGAAUCGGAGCAUGCAUAAAAGCAGCUCUGCUUGUUGGCGGGUGUCCAGAACUCAAAUGUCAGCAGCCCAGCCGCAAAACUAGAGAACGGCGCUCGACGUUAGCACAGAAAAUAGUAAAAGUGCUGCAGCUUUGUGAAGCGCUACUGAUAAGGAAGAUCGGAUUCAAUUGGACGUAAUGAACGGGUCAAAUCUGAGUUUGUUGCUCGCCUUCGCCUUCGCCUUUGCGCUGUGGCUGCCUUAUGGAAGUGCCGAUGAUAAUAGCUGCUCUGCAUCCGUGCUGCAGGCGCAACGCUUCUUUGAACAAGAGAACUCAAAGUUGCGGGAACGCUACCAUGCAGAGUACUCAGCCGCCUAUACGUACAACACGAACGUUACCGAAGAGAAUCGCCGCGCCAUGAUAGUGGUGUACGCGGAGAGUGCGAGCCAGAACAAACUGUUGGCGCAGGCUGUUCGAGCGGGUGAUUAUGCCAAAUCCGCGGACGCAAAUAUACGACGGCAGGCGCGAAUGCUGCAGGAUCUGGGUGCGGAUGCACUCGACCCUAGCGACUAUCUCGAACUGAAGAAUGCCAUUAGCUCCAUGCAGUCCAACUAUGCUACCACCAGUGUUUGCUCCUACACGAAUCGGACCGACUGCUCGCUGACCCUGGAGCCGCACAUACAGGAGCGUCUGGCGAACAGUCGUGAUCCCGCCGAGUUGGCAUGGUAUUGGCGCGAAUGGUACGACAAGGCUGGCACGCCUAUGCGCGGAAACUUUGAAAAGUAUGUUCGCCUUACACGCAAGGCAGCCCAUCUGAACGACUAUCGCUCCUAUGCCGAUUACUGGGUACACUUCUAUGAAGAUGCGGACUUUGAGAGACAGCUAGAUGCCACCUACAAAGCCCUUCUGCCCUUCUACAGACAGAUACACGGUUACGUUAGGUACCGCCUACGCCAGCAUUACGGACCUGAGGUGGUGCCUGCUGAGGGCAAUAUACCCAUGCAUCUGUUGGGCAAUAUGUGGGCGCAAUCGUGGAACGAUGUCAUUGAUUUAUUCACACCGUAUCCGGAAAAGCCAUUUGUGGACGUCAAGCUGGAAAUGGAGCGACAAGAAUACAGCGUUCGGAAACUGUUUGAACUAGGUGAUCAGUUUUUCCAAUCGCUGGGUAUGCGUGCUCUGCCGGCAAGCUUCUGGAACUUGAGUGUGCUGGAACGACCCACAGAUCGGGAAGUCGUCUGCCAUGCGUCCGCGUGGGACUUUUAUCAGGACAGCGAUGUACGCAUCAAGAUGUGCACCGAGCUAAACACACAUUAUCUGUACGUUGUGCAUCACGAGCUGGGUCACAUUCAAUACUAUUUGCAGUAUGAGCAACAGCCUGCCGUUUUUCGAGGUGCGCCCAAUCCGGGCUUUCACGAGGCUGUCGGCGAUGUCAUAGCGCUAUCGGCCAUGUCCGCCAAGCACCUAAAGAGCCUUAAUCUCACCCGCAGCGGACGCCUAGACGAGAAGAGCCGCAUUAAUGAGCUAUUUAAGCAAGCUCUGUCUAAGAUUGUCUUCCUGCCUUUUGGCUAUACCAUGGACAAGUAUCGCUAUGCUGUGUUUCGCGGCGAACUCGAUGAAUCUCAAUGGAACUGCGCCUUCUGGCAGAUGCGCUCCGAGUUUGGUGGCCUUGAACCGCCCUUAACUCGCAGCAAUAGUGACUUUGAUCCGCCCGCAAAGUAUCAUAUUGAUGCCGAUGUCGAAUACUUGCGCUAUUUUGCGGCGCACAUAUUCCAAUUUCAGUUCCAUAGGGCUUUGUGUCGCCUAGCUGGACAAUAUGCGCCUGGCGACAGUCAACAGACUCUCGACAACUGCGAUAUAUUUGGCAGCAAAAAGGCGGGCCAAGCAUUUAAAACAUUCUUGUCAGCUGGCAAUUCAAAACAUUGGAAAAUUGUUUUGGAAGAGUUUACUGGAGAGACUGAAAUGGACCCGGCUGCACUACUCGAAUACUUUGAUCCGCUUUAUCAAUGGCUCAAGCAGGAGAACAGCCGCCUGGGCGUGCCCUUAGGCUGGGGAAAUACUAAUAAAAUUCCAUCGAGUUGCUGUGGACUGUUCAGUACUUAAAACACAUAUUUCUUUUUUUAGAGCCAAUGUAUGUUCUUUCCUUGUAUAUAUAUAUAUAUAUAUAUUUUGUACGAA
Messenger RNA from Drosophila virilis, 2163 nucleotides. It is a transcript of the gene Acer, whose product is annotated as Angiotensin-converting enzyme-related. Gene Ontology annotation, cellular component: plasma membrane. Gene Ontology annotation, biological process: proteolysis. NCBI's taxonomy places the organism in Eukaryota, Metazoa, Arthropoda, Insecta, Diptera, Drosophilidae. Gene Ontology annotation, molecular function: metallopeptidase activity; peptidyl-dipeptidase activity. The record is from RefSeq and is a predicted model, not a curated record.